AUGUCUGUUCGUCAAAUUCUUUUUUCCUCUGAACACGUGAGUGAGGGCCAUCCUGACAAGCUUUGUGACCAAGUGUCUGACGCUGUGCUGGAUGCAUGCCUUGCAUCGGAUCCUCUUUCAAGGGUGGCUUGUGAAACGUGCUCCAAGACAGGCAUGAUCAUGAUUUUUGGUGAAAUAACCACAAAUGCGGUGCUCGACUAUCAGAAGGUGGUCCGCGAUGCGGUGAAGGAAAUUGGUUUUGAUGAUGGCGAGAAGGGGUUGGACUAUCGCUCGUGCAACCUUCUGAUUGCCAUUGAGCACCAGUCUCCAGAGAUCCUCCAGAGUCUUGGGGACUUUGACGGCGAGGGACUUGGUGCUGGUGAUCAGGGCAUGAUGUUUGGCUACGCAACUGACGAGACGGAGACAUUUAUGCCACUCACAUACGAGUUGUCACGCGGACUUGCUGUAAAGUAUAGCGAACUACGCCGUAAUGGGACACUACCGUGGGCUCGUCCGGACGCGAAGACGCAGGUCACUGUACAGUAUGAGUACGACUCACGUGAAGGAAGACAGCUGCUGACUCCUAAGCGUGUGGCUGUUGUUCUUAUCUCGGCCCAACACGAUGCUGAUGUGAAAAACGAGACACUCCGCAAGGACCUCAUGGAAAAGGUCAUCAAGGCCGUGAUCCCUGCCCACAUGCUUGAUGCCGAUACAAAGUACCACUUGAAUCCUUCUGGCCGAUUUGUAAUUGGCGGCCCACACGGUGAUGCUGGCCUUACUGGCCGCAAAAUCAUUGUUGAUACCUACGGUGGUUGGGGCGCCCAUGGGGGUGGCGCCUUCUCUGGCAAGGACCCUUCAAAGGUGGACCGUUCGGCGGCCUACGCGGCCCGCUGGAUCGCCAAGUCGCUUGUCGCCGGAGGUCUUGCACGUCGUUGUCUCGUUCAACUGGCGUACGCUAUUGGUGUUGCAGAACCGCUGAACAUUCACAUUGAAACCUAUGGCACCGGCAAGUAUGAUGAUGGACGCAUCCUGGAGAUCGUGACGAAGAAUUUCAGGCUUCGCCCGUACGAUAUUAUAAAGGAACUAGAUCUUCGUCGGCCCAUAUAUCACAUGACCUCGCGCUUUGGCCACUUUGGACGCGAAGACAAGAGUGGCAGGGGUGGAUUUACCUGGGAGAUCCCCAAGAAGCUCGAUGAGUCGUGCUAA
Trypanosoma cruzi is the source of this 1185-nucleotide messenger RNA. RefSeq names its product S-adenosylmethionine synthetase, putative. Gene Ontology annotation, cellular component: cytosol. Gene Ontology annotation, biological process: S-adenosylmethionine biosynthetic process. The transcript has a single exon. NCBI's taxonomy places the organism in Eukaryota, Euglenozoa, Kinetoplastea, Trypanosomatida, Trypanosomatidae. The record is from RefSeq and is a predicted model, not a curated record. Gene Ontology annotation, molecular function: methionine adenosyltransferase activity; ATP binding. Bases 1 to 1185 code for a protein of 394 amino acids.